Messenger RNA from Triticum turgidum subsp. durum (durum wheat), 387 nucleotides. Lineage: Eukaryota; Viridiplantae; Streptophyta; Magnoliopsida; Poales; Poaceae. The record is from the annotation of a GenBank genome assembly.
AUGGCUCCCGCGGCAGUCGUUGGUGAAGCAAGUGGUAAGAUAACGACGACGGGUGAAGUUUCAGAAGAAAAAAAAAGACGACGGGUGGCACUGAGCAGCGUAGGGGCGAUGUCACUGAGGACGGCCAUGAAGCCGGAGGCGUGGACCACGACCGGCGAGGAGGGUGAAGAGCAGUGGGAUCAAUACGAGCGUGAGGUGUUGGAGUUUGAGGAGGAAGCAUGGAAGACCUCCGCAAAAGGCGGGGAAUCUAGCACGGUCAAGCUGGCGGGUGAGGAGAGCUUCGGCGAGCACGAUCCAGCCGGCGCAGUCAUUAUCAACGAUGUACCAGCCUUCUUGAUAGCGUUGGCGGCGCUGAAAAGCUGGAGGAAUCAGAUACAGAGGAGAUGA